AUGAACGAGCGCACAAUCCGUAUCACCCACGGCCUCAUCUUCCUCGUCGUCUUCAUUGUAUCGUACUAUAAUAAGAACGGGUAUCCGCCGCAGCACAAUGCGGCGUACCGCGACCGUAUCCGCAUCACCCUCGUGGCAUCAGUGUGGACGUGUGUCUUUGCGCUGUUCCUCGGUAUCGGGUUCCAGGUUGCAGGCCACAACCUCGCUUUCGGUAUCCUGUCCCACCUCAUCCCGAUGUCCAUCGCGUUCCUGCUCUUCCUCAUCGGCGUGUCAUCUCUCACCGCGCUUAUUAGCAAGGUAUCGUGCGACGACCCGAGGCAGAACUUUGCAAAGUGCCAGUCGGUGUGGGCGCUCAUGGGCGCCGGGUGGGCCGAGACGAUCCUCGUCUUCAUUGCGCUCAUGUUCAUCAUUGGCAUUGCGUUCAAGGCGCGCGCGUGGGGCGGCGUCCGUCGGCAGACCAUGUAUGUCGACUAA
Molecule: messenger RNA, 474 nt
Organism: Cutaneotrichosporon cavernicola
Lineage: Eukaryota; Fungi; Basidiomycota; Tremellomycetes; Trichosporonales; Trichosporonaceae
Exons: 3
Coding region: 1-474 (157 amino acids)
Source: RefSeq, a predicted model, not a curated record